Clupea harengus (Atlantic herring) is the source of this 4959-nucleotide messenger RNA. RefSeq names its product ATP-binding cassette, sub-family B (MDR/TAP), member 4 (gene abcb4). Gene Ontology annotation, cellular component: mitochondrial inner membrane. The record is from RefSeq and is a predicted model, not a curated record. Gene Ontology annotation, molecular function: ATP hydrolysis activity; ATP binding; ABC-type oligopeptide transporter activity. Gene Ontology annotation, biological process: oligopeptide export from mitochondrion. The transcript has 29 exons. NCBI's taxonomy places the organism in Eukaryota, Metazoa, Chordata, Actinopteri, Clupeiformes, Clupeidae. The coding region runs from base 229 to 4101 and encodes 1290 amino acids.
CUUUAGGAAGAGGAGAUUGUUCGCCUCGGGGUCCCCACUACUGAGAGGCAGCAGCACACAGCUUGGUCGAUAGAGUGCAGCGUUGUAAGGACGGCAUCAAAACAUUAUUGUUUUGCAACGCCUGUUUUAGGUCUCCACUACUGAGAGGCAGUAGCACACAGCUUGGUCGAUAGAGUGCAGCGUUGUAAGGACGGCAUCAAAACAUUAUUGUUUUGCAACGCCUGUUUUAUGACGAAAUUUGGAUCGAGGGCGCAACGUUCGAUCACCAUGGGGAAAGAAUCAAGGGAAGACAAACCUCAGGGGAAAGUUAAAGGCGAUCAAAAUGGAGACAUAAGUGAGAAAAAAGAAGAGAAACCAGAGAAGAUGGAGAUGGUUGGCACCUUCGAAAUAUUCCGUUUCGCCAGUAGUGUGGACAUACUGUUCAUGGUUGUUGGCACAGUUAUGGCACUUGCCAAUGGAGCUGUCCUUCCUGCCAUGGUAAUCGUGUUCGGAGACAUGACAGACAGUUUUGUGGGUGAUGCGUCGCUACCACCAAAUAUUACCCUCCCCCCCAAUUUCACAAUUCCACAACAGUCUAAUGAGACUCUAGGGGAACAGAUGACCAGGCAUGCCAUAUACUACAGCAUCAUGGGAGGUAUAGUUCUGAUAGCUGCAUACGUUCAAGUGGCUUUCUGGACAUUGGCAGCUGGACGGCAAGUGAAGAGACUGCGAAAGAAGUUCUUCCAUGCCAUCAUUCAGCAGGAGAUCGGCUGGUUUGACGUCAAUGAAACAGGCCAGCUCAACACACGCCUUGCCGAUGACAUAUACAAGAUAAACGAGGGCAUUGGUGACAAACUGGGGCUACUCAUCCAGUCUGUCUCCACCUUCCUCACUGGCUUCGUCAUCGGCUUCAUCAAAGGCUGGAAGCUCACCCUCGUCAUCCUCUCCAUCAGCCCGCUGCUCGGAAUAUCGGCAGCCAUCAUUGCAAAGGUGAUGACAUCGUUCACCUCUAAAGAACAAACAGCCUAUGCUAAGGCAGGAGCAGUAGCAGAAGAGGUGCUGUCAGCAGUCAGAACUGUCUUCGCGUUUGGUGGGCAAAAGAAAGAGAUUGACAGAUACAACAAGAACCUGGUGAGGGCAAAAGACGUGGGGAUAAAAAAGGCCAUCACUGUGAACAUUGCUGUGGGCUUCACCUACGCCAUGGUGUACAUGUCCUACGCUCUGGCCUUCUGGUACGGCAGCACGCUCAUCAUCGCGGGAGAGUACACCAUCGGAUCUGUGCUGACGGUGUUCUUUGCUGUCAUCAUCGGUGCUUUCGGCAUUGGUCAGACCUCCCCCAACAUCCAGGCCUUUGCUAGUGCUCGAGGCGCUGCACAUAAAGUGUUUGGCAUCAUCGAUAACAAACCCAACAUCGACAGCAUGUCGGAUGAGGGCUACAAGCCAGACCACAUCAAAGGAAACAUUGAGUUCAAGAACAUCCACUUCAGCUACCCCUCACGAACGGACGUCAAAGUGUUAAACAACAUGAGCCUGAAGGUCAAUAGUGGUCAGACGAUCGCGCUGGUGGGGAGCAGUGGCUGUGGAAAGAGCACCACGGUGCAGCUGCUGCAGCGCUUCUACGACCCUCAGGAAGGAUCUGUGUGUAUCGAUGGCCACGACAUCCGAUCGCUGAACGUGCGCUACCUUCGAGGGCUGAUAGGCGUGGUGAGCCAAGAGCCCGUGCUGUUUGCCACCACCAUCGCCGAGAACAUCCGCUACGGCCGAGAAGAGGUCACGCAAGCUGAGAUCGAGCAGGCCACACGAGAGGCCAACGCCUACGAUUUCAUCAUGAAACUGCCCAAUAAAUUCGAGACGCUGGUAGGAGACCGAGGCACACAGAUGAGUGGAGGACAGAAGCAGAGGAUCGCCAUCGCUCGGGCCCUGGUGCGCAAUCCCAAGAUCCUCCUGCUGGAUGAGGCAACAUCUGCCCUCGACGCUGAGAGCGAGACGAUCGUGCAGGCUGCCCUGGACAAAGUAAGGCAGGGCCGGACCACCAUCGUUGUGGCUCAUCGUCUCUCCACCAUCCGUAAUGCCGACGUGAUCGCGGGCUUCCAGAAGGGAGAGAUUGCAGAGCUGGGAACACACUCAGAGCUGAUGGAGAAGCAGGGAGUCUACCACAGCCUGGUGACCAUGCAGACGUUCAAGAGUGUGGAGAAGUCAGACGAGCAGGCAGACAUAGAGGUGAGGGACGCCAGGAGUCCCUCAGUCAACUCCCUGAGUGAGCCCUCCCUCGUCAGGCAGAAGUCAAAAGAAGGCUCCUUCAUCCACUUGGAGAAAGACCCACAGGCCAACGACAAGGAUGCCGAGGAGGAGGAGAAGGUGCCUGAGGUGACCUUCCUGCAGGUGCUGAAAUGGAAUCUUCCGGAAUGGCCCUACAUGGUGGUGGGGGUCAUCUGUGCCAUCAUCAAUGGAGCCAUGCAGCCUGCCUUCGCCAUCAUCUUCGCCAAAAUCAUCGCCGUGUUUGCCGAGCCUGACACAGCUGUCGUGAGGCAGAAGGCGGAUCUGUACUCUCUGCUGUUUGCUGCCAUUGGUGUCGUGUCCUUCAUCACCCUCUUCCUGCAGGGAUACUGCUUUGGCAAAGCUGGAGAGAUCCUCACCAUGAGACUGAGACUGAGCGCCUUCAAGGCCAUGAUGAGACAGGAUUUGGGCUGGUAUGAUGACUCGAAGAACAGCGUGGGCGCUUUGACCACCAGGCUGGCAACAGACACGGCUCAAGUCCAGGGUGCUACAGGGCUGCGAAUGGCAACGCUGGCACAGAACGUCGCCAACCUGGGCACCUCCAUCAUCAUCUCGUUUGUCUACGGCUGGCAGCUCACCCUCCUCAUCCUCACCGUGGUGCCAAUCAUGGCGGUUGCCGGGGCGAUCCAGAUGAAGAUGCUGGGUGGCCAUGCGGUUAAGGACAAGAAGGAGCUGGAGAAGGCUGGAAAGAUCGCUACUGAGGCCAUAGAUAACAUCCGCACAGUGGUGUCCCUAACGCGGGAAAAUAAGUUUGAGGCUCUCUAUCAGGAGAACCUUGUUGUCCCAUACAAGAACUCUGUGAAGAAGGCCCAUGUUUUUGGGUUCACCUUCUCCUUCUCCCAGGCCAUGAUCUACUUUGCCUACGCCGGCUGCUUCAAAUUGGGUUCCUGGCUCAUCGAGCAGGGUCAGAUGACCUUUGAGGGAGUCUUCCUGGUCAUCUCAGCUGUGAUAUACGGAGCCAUGGCAGUAGGAGAGGCAAACUCUUUCACACCCAACUAUGCUAAAGCCAAAAUGUCUGCCUCGCACAUCAAGAUGCUCGUCGAUAAGGAGCCUGCCAUCGACAACUCCUCGGAGGAAGGGGAGCAACCGGAUAACUUUGAGGGCAACGUGACUUUUGAGGACGUGCACUUCAACUACCCAUCCCGGCCGGACGUGACGGUGCUGAAGGGUCUGCGUCUGCGGGCACGUAAGGGCCAAACCAUCGCUCUGGUGGGCAGCAGUGGCUGCGGCAAGAGCACCACUAUCCAACUCCUGGAGCGCUUCUAUGACCCAAUGCACGGCACAGUGAGGUUAGACGAGAACGACUCGCGCCAGCUCAACAUCCACUGGCUGCGCGCUCAGAUGGGCAUCGUGUCCCAGGAGCCCGUCCUGUUCGACUGCAGCCUGGCCGAGAACAUCGCUUACGGCGACAACAGCCGCGUCGUCGCACAGGAGGAGAUUGAGCAAGCAGCCAAGGCUGCAAACAUACACUCCUUCAUAGAGGGGCUGCCAGAGAAGUACCAGACACAAGCAGGGGAUAAGGGAACUCAGUUGUCGGGGGGUCAAAAGCAGCGCAUUGCCAUCGCCAGGGCGAUCGUCCGCAACCCCAAACUACUGCUGCUGGAUGAGGCCACAUCUGCACUGGACACGGAGAGCGAGAAGAUAGUGCAGGAGGCGCUGGACAAGGCCCGCGAGGGUCGCACGUGCAUCGUGGUGGCCCACCGCCUCUCCACCAUCCAGAACGCCGACUGCAUUGCCGUGUUCCAGAAUGGCGUUGUCGUGGAGAAGGGCACACACCAGCAGCUGCUCGGCAAGCAGGGUGUUUACUACCAUCUGGUCACCUCCCAGAUGGGACAUAAACAGUGAUGGCUGAGAGAGAAAGGAGUAUAUGUGUGUGUCUAUGUGUCUGCGUGAGAGUGUGUGUAUGUCCUCUCCCUCAAUUGCCAUUAAUGAUACAUGCAUACCCUCACCAUGUCUAGGAUAAGUCAUUGUACAUUUAAAAACAUGUCCACAAAGAGUGUGCUGAAGGACGGAGGGGUAGAAAGCCUGGACGAGUCCACAGCCUCAGGUCUCACUCGGUAUUGAUUGCAAACCAAUGUGCUGAACCGUGACCAAAAGUGCUUACUGAGCAGUGAGGAGCCACUCUCAGAGACCUACUGAUAAAAUAGUGCCUGUGCAUAUGCCUUUAAACUUGACAUAGCUACUGUACUGAGCAGCAGGAGAGGUAGCUGGCGAUCACUCUAGUCUGCAGUACUGUACCCAAAUCAAAUGUCAUACUGCAAACCGAUUUUGGAUUAGUACAUCUACUUUUAACAUUUGGGCUUUUUUUUCUGAAUGAUUAAACUUUUCUGUGAUGUUGUGAUGACUGGCUUCACCAAAGAGAGAAAGGAGACCAAAGGAGAAUUAUUUAUUAUUCUGACAUACAGGUUACCUUGCGUGUGUGCAAACACAUACAUGUCUCUAUAAAUCUCACAAGGGCAUUAUUUCAUUAUGAUUAUUGAUUUGAUUAUUAGAUGCCUUAUUGGCAGACUUCUCUAGGACCAAAGACACAUUUAGUGCACAAAACACAUACAGAGAAAUGCUGAGGAAGAAUGCUUACAGUCUUACAUUAAUUGUGCCUCUCCAUGGAUAAUCAAUCAAUGCUGAUCCUGUCAGGCUGCACUGAUAUGCAUUUUAUAUGUUGUUUACUGUACUAUUUUAAAUAAAUGUUUUUCAUUACUUUUA